AUGCGAGUUGUCAGGAUUUCAUGUGUGGGGACACGUCAUCUCUCACCUCCCUCCUCCGCCGCCAGUUGCGCUGCCCACUCCGACGUCUCUGCCUCCUCUUCCUCCUCCGCCGGGUUGAUUAAUGCAGAUGUAGAUGAAGCGAGUUGUGGUGGUACGCCUAGUUGGAGAAUCAAGAAGAGCCUAACAUGUGUGUGCUUUAACCGCAAGAGAGCUUAUGAACGCAUCUCCUCUAACUUAACACCAUUGCAGGAAGAAAGACUGAAGAGGUUGAGGAAGAGAAUGAAGAAUUACUUUGACGCGUCGCGGCCUGACCAUCAGGAUGCAUUGAGAGCACUGUGGUCAGCAACGUAUCCGGGUGAAAAGCUUCAGGCUUUGAUCUCAGACCAGUGGAAAGAUAUGGGAUGGCAAGGAAGAGAUCCAUCCACUGAUUUCAGAGGAGCUGGAUUCAUAUCAUUGGAAAAUCUUCUAUUCUUUGCCAAGACAUUCUCGACUUCUUUUCAGCGUCUGUUGAAGAAACAAGGAGGCAAAAGAGCGGCUUGGGAAUAUCCGUUCGCUGUAGCUGGCGUCAACAUCACCUUCAUGAUAAUGCAAAUGCUCGACUUAGAAGCCUCUAAGCCUAGGAGUUUUGUACGGUCGAUUUUCUUGCAGAUGCUUUCAGAAAACGAAUGGGCCUUUGAUUUGCUUUACUGUGUGGCGUUUGCGGUAAUGGACAAGCAAUGGCUGGACAAGAACGCCACCUACAUGGAAUUCAACGUAGUCGCUCAGAAGCUUAAGGAAGCUGAGAUCACCGAACAGGACUCGCUCCUUCUGACUAGGAAUCUGCUCCGAAUUGCUAUCUUCAACAUCAGCUACAUUCGGGGACUCUUUCCUGACAAGUAUUUCAACGAUAAAUCGGUUCCUGCUUUGGAUAUGAAGAUUAAGAAGNUAAUGCCUAUGGACGCUGAAUCACGCCGAUUAAUUGACUGGAUGGAGAAAGGUGUCUACGAUGCGCUACAGAGGAAAUACUUNAAGACGCUCAUGUUCUGCAUUUGUGAAACAGUAGAUGGUCCAAUGAUUGAGGAAUACGCUUUUUCCUUCAGCUAUUCAGAUUCUGACAGCCAAGAUGUCAUGAUGAACGUCAAUCGUACUGGAAAUAAGAAACAUGGAGGAACUUUCAACGCCACUGCUGACAUUACACCAAAUCAAAUGAGGAGUUCAGCUUGCAAAAUGGUUCGUACACUUGUUCAGUUGAUGAGAACUCUCGACAAAAUGCCAGAUGAGCGUACCAUAGUGAUGAAGCUUAUGUACUACGAUGAUGUGACGCCACCAGAUUACGAGCCACCUUUCUUCAGAGGCUGUACAGAAGAAGAAGCUCAGUAUGUAUGGACAAAGGAUCCUCUGAGAAUGGAAAUUGGGAACGUUAACAGCAAACAUCUUGUGCUAACGCUAAAGGUCAAGAGCGUGCUUGAUCCGUGUGAGGAUGAAAAUGAUGAUAUGCAAGAUGAUGCUAAGAGUACAGGACCUGAUUCUGUACAUGAUGACAAGCCUUCUGAUUCAGAUAGCGAGAUAAGUCAAACACAAGAAAACCAAUUCAUUGUGGCGCCAGUAGAGAAACAAGAUAAUGAUGAUGGAGAGAUCGAUGAAGAUAACACACAGGAUCCGGUUGAAAAUGAACAGCAGUUAGCAAGGGUGAAGGACUGGAUCAACUCUCGUCACCUCGAUACUGUGGAGCUCACAGAUAUUCUUUCAAACUUCCCAGAUAUCUCAGUAGUUCUAUCUGAAGGUGAAUCAAGGCUUGAUGAAAGUCACUACGAAAAACCGCCGUUGAAGCAUCAUAUAAUGAUGAAAUCUACACUCGAGAAAGAAGGCGUUCUUUCGAAAACAGGGAAGGAAACAUACAUUAUAAACAGAGAUAAGACACCAGGGAGCGAAUUCACCUUUGUGAAAGAUGAAACUGAUGGUCAAGCUUCUCCAAAAGAUGGGAAACCUAUAGCUCCGGAAGACUACAUGUACAUGAAAGCUCUGUACCAUUCUCUUCCUAUGAAGUAUGUGACCAUUACAAAGCUUCACAACAUGUUGGAUGGUGAAGCCAACCAGUCCGCUGUUCGUAAGUUAAUCGACAGAAUGACCCAAGAGGGCUACGUGGAAGCUUCUAGCAACCGCAGGCUAGGGAAGCGUGUGAUUCAUUCUAGUCUAACUGAGAGGAAACUAAAUGAAGUCAGAAAAGUUCUUGCCACAGACGAUAUGGAUGUGGAUGUUAACGAAGCUACGAACAAAACCAACUGUUUAGAGGCCAAAGCAACCGCAGAUGUAUCUACAUGUGGAGGCAUCCACUCCAUAGGAUCAGAGUUCACACGUACGAAAGGAAGAUCAGGUAUGCAGCAGAACGGCUCGGUUCUAAGUGAACAGACCAUCUCAAAAGCUAAUAACAACACUCCGGUUAGCACUAGAGCACAGCCUGUGGCUUCGAGGGAAAGCUUUGCUGUAAAUGGAGUGGCUGGUAACAAGUGCAAGGAGGUAGACACAAACUCAAGCCAAGCCUCGCAGGAUAAGCGUUGCAGGAAAACCAGCAUGGUGAGAGAGCCUAUUCUGCAGUACUCGAAGCGCCAGAAAUCUCAGGUUAAUUGA
Messenger RNA from Arabis nemorensis, 2607 nucleotides. The record is from the annotation of a GenBank genome assembly. Lineage: Eukaryota; Viridiplantae; Streptophyta; Magnoliopsida; Brassicales; Brassicaceae.